UUUUGUCUGGAAAUUCCGGAUGCCGCAGAAGCCCCAGCGCUGCUCCUCAGAUCCUGGGGUUGGAUUGUGCCUCCCUGAAGCUAUGCUGCCAGAGUGCACUAUGGGUUUACAAGAGCAACAAAAGAUGAAUAAAUCCCUGGAGUUGGUAUCAUUUGAGGAUGUGACUGUGGACUUCACCUGGGAGGAGUGGCAGGACCUGAAUGAUGCUCAGAGGACUUUGUAUAGGGAUGUGAUGCUGGAGACCUACAGUAACCUGGUGUCCCUGCAUGUCCUGAUAGGUGAUGACCUCAUGGAGAGGAACCAAGAAAGUCAUGGUAGAUGCUUGCAGCAAAUUGUAAUCACCAAUAGCAGCACAUCAGCUGAGGAGAGUGUUGUAUUAGGCAAAUCAUUUUAUUUGAAUUCAUGUCAUGUUUUAAAUCUGAUUAUAAAUAACGGAAAGUAUUCAGAAAAGGGAAAUGAGGAGUUUUACAUAUGUCAGAAUACACUUCUUCAUAGAGAACCUGAUGAGAUGCCUGCUGGAGAGAAACCUGAGGACCAUCAUAUAACUGGAAAAUUGCCCAGACAUUGUGAGCCUCUUAGUCAGCAUCACAAUAUUCAAACUUGGAAGCAGCUUUCAGAAUACAGUGGAAAAGCAAAAUCCUCCAACACAGAGCCAAUAUUUAAGCAUAAAAAGAUUCACAUGGAUGAGAACACCUAUAAGUAUAGUGAAUAUGGGAAAGGCUAUGGUAAGUCAGCUGUCAUUGUCCAGGAAAUAAGUCAGGUAGAAAGGAAAACUUUUCCAUGUGGUAUAUGUGGGAAAAUGUUCUAUAGAAAGCCUGAACUCACUAAACAUCAGAUUAUGCACACGGGAGAGAAACACUAUAAAUAUACUGAAUCUGGGAAGUCUUUUAUUAAGAAAUUAUACCUUACCUCACAUCAGAGAACACCUACAAAGGAGAGCCUUUAUGGUUGUAAUGAAAAUGAGAAAAUUUUUUGUCAGAAGGCAGACCUUACAAUGCACCAGGGAACUCAAACAGGAGAAAUGUACUAUGGAAGUAUUAACUGUGGAAAAAGCUUCUGUAAGAAUCCAGUCCUCAGCCAUCCUGAUAGAAUUCACACAGGUGAAAUAGCAGAUGGAUGUAAUGACUGUACAAAAUUUUUCUACCAUGAGUCUGCUCUCACUGUGUAUCAGAGAGUUCACCCCAAUGAGAAACCAUGUAAAGAAUAUAAAAAAGCAUUUUACAGUAAUAAAUGUGGUAAAACCUUUCUCCAAAAGUCACACUGUAGCAGUCAUCAGAGAAUUCACACAGGUGAGAAACCACACGAAUGUUGGGAAUGUGGAAAAACUUUUAACCAAGAGUCAAGCCUCAGUAUUCAACCCAGAACUCACACAGGUGAGAAUCCGUAUGAAUGUAGAGAAAGUGGAAAAGCUUUUAACCAAAACUCAGAUUUCAGCUUGCAUGAGAGAAUUCACACAUGUGACAAACCAUAUGAAUGUAGAGAAUGUGGAAAGACUUUUAAGCGAAAGUCACACCUCAGCCGGCAUCAGAAAAUUCAUACAGGUGAGAAACCUUAUGAGUGUAAAGAAUGUGGAAAAGCUUUUAACCACAAGUUACGGCUCAGUAUUCAUCAAAGAAUUCACACAUGUGACAAACCAUAUGAAUGUAGAGAAUGUGGAAAAGCUUUUAACCGAAAGUCACACCUCAGCAGGCAUGAGAGAAUUCACACAGGGGAGAAACCAUAUGAAUGUAGAGAAUGUGGAAAGACUUUGAAGCGAAAGUCACAGCUCAGCAUUCAUCAGAGAAUUCACACAGGUGAGAAACCAUAUGAAUGUAGAGAAUGUGGAAAAACUUUUAACCAAAAGUCACAGCUCAGCAUUCAUCAGAGAACUCACACAGGUGAGAAACCAUAUGAAUGUAGAGAAUGUGGAAAAACUUUUAACCAAAAGUCACAGCUCAGCAUUCAUCAGAGAACUCACACAGGUGAGAAACCAUAUGAAUGUAGAGAUUGUGGAAAAACUUUUAACCAAAAGUCACACCUCAUCACUCAUCAGAGAACUCACACAGGUGAGAAACCAUAUGAAUGUAGAGAAUGUGGAAAAACUUUUAACCACAAGUCAGACCUCAGCAGGCAUGAGAUAACUCAUACAGGUGAGAAACCAUAUGAAUGUAAAGAAUGUGGAAAAGCUUUUAACCGAAAGUCACAGCUCAACAUUCAUCAGAGAAGUCACACAGGUGAGAAACCAUAUGAAUGUAAAGACUGUGGAAAAGCUUUUAACCGAAAGUCACACCUCAGCAGGCAUGAGAGAAGUCACACAGGUGAGAAACCAUACGAAUGUAGAGAAUGUAGAAAGGCCUUUAGCCUAAAGUCAUACCUCAGCAUUCAUCAGAGAAUUCACACAGGUGAGAAACCAUAUGAAUGUAGAGAAUGUGGAAAAACUUUUAACCAAAAUUCAAAGCUCACGAUUCAUCAGAGAAUUCACACCGGUGAGAAACCAUAUGAAUGUAAAGACUGUGGAAAAGCUUUUAGCCUAAAGUCAUACCUCAGUAUUCAUCAGAGAAUUCACACAGGUGAGAAACCAUAUGAAUGUAGAGAAUGUAGAAAGACUUUUAAGCGAAAGUCACAGCUCAGCAGGCAUCUGAGAAGUCACACAGGUGAGAAAGCAUAUGAAUGUAGAGAAUGUGGAAAGACUUUUACCCGAAAGCCACACCUCAGCAGGCAUCAGAAAAUUCACACAGGUGAGAAUCCAUAUGAAUGUAAAGAAAGCAGGAAAGCUUUUAAGCAAAAUUUAAGUGGCUAUGAGAGGAUUCACACAUGUGAGAAACUGUAUGAAUGUAGAGAAUGUGGAAAAACUUAACCAAAAGUCACACCUCAACAGGCAUCAGAGAAGUCAUACAGGUGAGAAACCAUAAAUGCAAAGGAUGGAAAAGCUUUUAACCACAAGUCAUACCUCAGCUGGCACCAGAAAAUUCACAGAGAUGAGAAACCAUAUGAAUGUAAAGA
Molecule: messenger RNA, 2982 nt
Organism: Galeopterus variegatus (Sunda flying lemur)
Lineage: Eukaryota; Metazoa; Chordata; Mammalia; Dermoptera; Cynocephalidae
Product: zinc finger protein 665-like
Exons: 4
Coding region: 20-2836 (938 amino acids)
Biological process (GO): regulation of transcription by RNA polymerase II
Molecular function (GO): DNA-binding transcription factor activity; RNA polymerase II cis-regulatory region sequence-specific DNA binding
Source: RefSeq, a predicted model, not a curated record